Lactuca sativa (garden lettuce) is the source of this 1629-nucleotide messenger RNA. RefSeq names its product stemmadenine O-acetyltransferase. The record is from RefSeq and is a predicted model, not a curated record. NCBI's taxonomy places the organism in Eukaryota, Viridiplantae, Streptophyta, Magnoliopsida, Asterales, Asteraceae.
UUUUUUUUUGUGGUAUCUUUUAUGCUCGAAGGGACUAUUGACAUAUAUGAUGACGAUCUUAUUAUUCUCUAUGCCUUCCGGCCAAUCGGCUUUUAUCAAAAGUAACGAAGUCUUUGUCCUCUAACACAUAACACCGUAACACCAUAAGAUUCAUCGCCUUGAAUCCACAUAAAUCGAACCAACUUUCUCAAUUGUAGAAUGAUAAUAACUUGCAUAUCUACCAGAAACGAUGGCGUUCAACGUCGAGAUAACAGCAACCCACAUCAUUAAACCUUCAUCCUCCACUCAGGACCACCUGAAAACCCACGAUUUAUCACUUUUUGACCAGUUAUCGCCUUCCGUUUAUCCUCCGAUAAUCUUCUUCUAUGACCCAAAGCCAAACUCGAACUUAGCCCCUCGACUCAAGACCUCUUUAUCUAGAGUCUUGUCGUCGUUUUAUCCAUAUGCUGGACGUGUAAAUGGAGAUGUUUUUGUGGAUUGCAAUGACGCCGGAAUACCAUAUUCUGAAGCCACUGUUGAUUGUUCCCUAUCUGAUGUACUUCAACAGUACGAUUUGAACUUGAUGAAACAGUUUGUUCCUUUAACUGAGGAAUCCGAGAAUCCUGAUCAUACCAUUCCGUUGCUGGUCCAGGUGAGCUACUUCAAAUGUGGUGGAAUUGCGAUUGGUGCAUGUUCUUCGCAUAAGAUCGGCGAUGCAUCUAAUUUCUUUUCUUUUAUUCGCGAAUGGGCAAACUUUUCAUUGAGCGAUAACCCAGUUUUGGUUCCCGAGUUCAGUAUCUCAUCUCUAUUCCCACGGAUAGGUUUCUUGAACUUUAACACCGGAAUCAAGAUUCCAAUGAACGAAAAGCUCGUUAGAAAGAGGUUUGUGUUCAGUGCUUCAAGCAUAUCAUCACUCAAGGCGCAAACAUCAUCUUCUUCACGUGUUCAAGCUGUUACAGCCCUCACCUGGAAAUGUGCUAUGAACGCAGUUAAGAAACCUGAGAUUACAUCAUCAGUGGCAAUGACGCUUGUGAACAUGCGAGGACGCCUCAACCCACCAUUGCCGGAGACCUCUUUUGGCAAUUUUGUUGGGUCGUUUUUGGCGGAGAAAAGCUUUGAUGACGGCGGUGAGAUUGAGUUACGGGGCUUGGCGGGUCAACUGAGACAUGGGUUUAAAGAAUUCUGUGAUGUUUACAUGAAACAAGUUCAAGAUUCCAAAGAUGGGAUAUUUGCAAUCUUGAAUUACUCUAAAAAGAUUGGGGAAAUGUUGGGAAGAGAUGGAACUGAAGUGUUUACGUUUAGUAGUUGGUGUGGAUUCCCACUGUAUGAGAUUGAUUUUGGGUGCGGAAAGCCAAGGUGGAUUAGCGUAACAAAUACACCAUUCAAGAAUGGAAUCAUGAUGAUGGACACUAAAGAAGGGAAUGGAAUUGAAGUAUGGGCCAAUUUGGAAGAAGAAGUGAUGGCCAUCUUUGAACAAGACGAUGAGUUGUUGGCUUAUUGUUCUCCAAGCAUGUGUGACGAUAGAAGGUAAAUCCUAUAUGAUAUAACUUUAAAUUUACUUCAAUUACUUAAUAUCAAAUGUCAAGUUUGUUGUAAAUUGUAACGCAUGAUUGAAAAAGAUGACUACAUUAUCCACUUUUUGUUGAUGAA